This is a messenger RNA of Paramuricea clavata, 504 nucleotides long. NCBI's taxonomy places the organism in Eukaryota, Metazoa, Cnidaria, Anthozoa, Malacalcyonacea, Plexauridae. The record is from the annotation of a GenBank genome assembly.
AUGUUGGCGACAGGACGUGUCAGUGAGAGCUCCGUCAAUCUGAGCCAAAAUCUAGCUGAAUCUUUACUAGAUUUUGUAGACGAUGACUCUUCUAGCAUUUGGAAAACUACUAACACAAAACAAACAGAACCUAUUUUGCUAGAAAAUAGUAAAGAUCUUUGUUCCAACAACAACAACAACAACGAUUUUGAAGUCGAACAUAGUUUAAUUCAAUGUGAUGGCUCACAACUCCUAGAACAUUUACAACUAAAUGGAUUACUGUGGAAAGGAAGUCCAAAAAUGCUUAAGAAUCUCAUGAGCGAGCUGUUACAAGAACAGAGCAAGUGGUGUUCGCCUGGAGGUGGAGCGAUGCAAUUUAACAAUUGUUCUGUGUUAGUAGUUUCCCAAAUGCUAGAAGAGUCAUCAUUUACAAAAUCUAGUAAAGAUUCAGCUAGAUUUUGGCUCAGAUUUGGCGGAACUGACACAUCCUGUCUCCAACAUUAUGCGUGGUCUCAUUACCUCUAG